AUGAACUAUCCAACACCAAAUAUGUACCACUCGCCCCAAUUCCAACCGCAUAAUAAUUUCCCAAACAAUGUGGUGUAUCUUCCAGCACCAGGACCACCCCAUAUGAUGCCUGUUUACGCCAUGCCCGCGUUGAAUAACCAACAAUAUGCGGCCUAUCACAUGGGGAAUAAUAACGGCGGUUCAAAUGGCGGCGGCCAAAACAGAGGCGAAAGACGCACUUUGAAGAACACGAGUCCGUUGAGACGCUCAUUGGCUAUGAAUAACAAUGGUGCCGGUGGCAGAAGCGGGCCUUCAACCAGAACGCCGCAUUCACCAGCCCAGAGUGCUGCCAACGGACCAGAGUACACAGAGGUGAAGUCUAUUGACGACAUUAAACCUGCAGAACAGCAAGAAACUGAUCUUGAAACUAGGUACACUAAGAUGUUUGAUCAGGACGUGGGACUGCGUUCCAAAAGCUCUGGUGUAACAACCGCCCGCACCCAAGUUUACAAGGUAUCGGAACUCCCCUUAACACAACCAGCCUCGAUGAGUGACAUUUUCAUGAGGGAUCUUAUAGAGACGAAACGAGAAGCCUACCAUGAAAAGCAACCACUGGGACCCACGGAUGAUCCUGAAUACCAAGUGCAGGCGCUGGCAGAUCUCCCGGAUGCGGUGGAACGCUUUACUUCUGCGAAACGCACCUCAAAGCAAGACCGGACCGCUAAACCGUCCGCGAAAGACUCCAGAGCCAACCCCUUGGCACGCGUGGCAUUUCAGGAGCCGAUCGACGCAAAUGACAGUGUUGAUCUGAGCUUUGACGGUAAGGCUAUGAACAGAAGCGAUGUAUUCAAAAUUGUCGAUUCUUUUUACCAAGUUCCUGGGGAAACCUCGGACAACGACGACGAACACGAAAACGGGAACGAGGAACCAUCCUCAGGAUUUGCUAACGUUUCUAUCUUACCACCGGAAAUGACUUUCCGAUGA
This is a messenger RNA of Lachancea lanzarotensis, 963 nucleotides long. Its product is annotated as LALA0S07e02652g1_1. The transcript has a single exon. Bases 1 to 963 code for a protein of 320 amino acids. The record is from RefSeq and is a predicted model, not a curated record. NCBI's taxonomy places the organism in Eukaryota, Fungi, Ascomycota, Saccharomycetes, Saccharomycetales, Saccharomycetaceae.